Conger conger (European conger) is the source of this 1092-nucleotide messenger RNA. It is a transcript of the gene mnx1, whose product is annotated as motor neuron and pancreas homeobox 1. NCBI's taxonomy places the organism in Eukaryota, Metazoa, Chordata, Actinopteri, Anguilliformes, Congridae. Gene Ontology annotation, molecular function: DNA-binding transcription factor activity, RNA polymerase II-specific; sequence-specific double-stranded DNA binding. Gene Ontology annotation, biological process: endocrine pancreas development; regulation of DNA-templated transcription; central nervous system development. Gene Ontology annotation, cellular component: nucleus. The record is from RefSeq and is a predicted model, not a curated record. The transcript is spliced from 3 exons. The coding region runs from base 1 to 942 and encodes 313 amino acids.
AUGGAAAAAUCCAAAAAUUUUCGCAUUGAUGCGCUUCUAGCCGUUGAUCCGCCGAAAGUGCAAACCUCGCCUUUGGCACUAGUAACCUCUUUAUCCUCCUCUUCGCUUUCAUCGUCCGGAAGUGCACCAGCCUCUGAGUUGAACACUAGCACAGAUUCCUUGAGAACAGAAACCCCGUCUCCGCCGAGGAUUUCUUCGUGUGGUUUGAUUCCUAAACCUGGUUUCCUGAACAGUCCGCACUCCGGCAUGGUCGGAUUACACCCUCAGAGCACCGCGGGCAUACCCCCUCAAGCUCUAUACGGCCAUCCGAUGUACACUUACUCGGCGGCUGCCCUGGGUCAGCACCCUGCCCUGUCCUACUCUUAUCCUCACGGUUCCCACCAUCACCAUCCCAGCGAAUCUAUUAAACUUACUGCUGGAACCUUUCAACUUGACCACUGGCUCCGUGUCUCCACAGCAGGAAUGAUGCUUCCGAAAAUGCCUGAUUUUAACUCUCAAGCGCAGUCUAAUUUACUGGGGAAGUGCCGGAGACCAAGGACUGCAUUCACAAGCCAGCAGCUCUUGGAACUAGAACAUCAGUUCAAGCUAAAUAAAUAUCUGUCAAGACCGAAAAGAUUUGAAGUGGCCACCUCUUUGAUGCUAACGGAAACGCAGGUGAAAAUAUGGUUUCAAAACAGACGCAUGAAGUGGAAGAGAAGUAAAAAGGCCAAAGAGCAAGCCGCACAGGAGGCCGAAAAACAGAAAAGCAACAAAAACAGUCAGGAUAAAUCAGACGGCCAGGACCAAAAGGAUUAUCAGAAGAUCGAUUCUGUCAAAAACAGCAGAAUAAGAGACUUCAGAGACAGUGACGACGAAGAGGGGGACAAUUUCCUGUACAACUCUUCAGAUUGCUCAUCGGACGACGAACGAAAUCACACCGGUGAAAUCAGUCCACAGCAGUGAGACAAUAAGGUGAUAAGAUGAAGAAAAGACGCAUUUCAUAUUUUUUCAAUGAUUCGUUUACAGUAACAGUGCUUUUGACAAAAUAAGUUGCAUGUAUUAACUACCUGCCAAAUUCAAUGUGGAUAUUUGAAAAAAAGGUAUUUAGUUCUU